Bemisia tabaci is the source of this 4607-nucleotide messenger RNA. Its product is annotated as growth arrest-specific protein 2. The record is from RefSeq and is a predicted model, not a curated record. Gene Ontology annotation, cellular component: actin filament. NCBI's taxonomy places the organism in Eukaryota, Metazoa, Arthropoda, Insecta, Hemiptera, Aleyrodidae. Gene Ontology annotation, biological process: actin crosslink formation. Gene Ontology annotation, molecular function: microtubule binding; cytoskeletal adaptor activity; actin filament binding.
UAGUUGGACAGCGUUCAUCCCGCGUAAGCGUAAACAGUCUCCAGCUUUUCGUGACGGUGUGCAGACGCCACGCAGAGCGAUCUCCUUUUCUAAGCACGUGAAUAAUCUCAGUUUUCGGUUUGUUUGUUUUGUAAAUUGCUCCCGAUUCUUUUCGUUUCGUCCCUUGAGUUUUGUGCGUUUGCGAAGGUUUACUACCGAGUGCUUUUUGCGUUGGAUUACCUUUCACCUCCGCUCCUGAAUUUUAUGUGGCGCCGCGGCUCAGCGGGGGCGGACCCAGCUCGGGUGAGCGGCGAGGGGUUGCGGUGACGGAGAAGCGUUGCUCGUCGACGUCGGGGACGCGGGUGAGGGCGACGAUGACGUCCGGGACGGCGGCGGCGUGGCGCUGCUCCACCACGCUCGUCACCUCCCCCUCGGGCAACGGGCACCUGGGCCACGAGUGGGGCCUCGCCGCCUCCUGCAACGGCGCCCGCCUCCCCGAGACCGAGGAGGAGUACGUCGAGUUCUACCAGGACCGGAUCGUGUCCUCCCAGAGUCGCCAGCUCCUACCCCUCCAGGAGGAUCUCGCCGACUGGAUCAACAAGACUUUGGGUCUUGACUGUCUGACAGCCUCCAAUCUCUUGGACAUGCUUGACAACGGUGUUGUCUUGUGCCGGUUAGCUCGAGUCAUUCAAGAAAAGAUGCAGGAAGCAGCUCAUCACGGUGCCUGCAAAAAGCCAAUUCCAGUCAUUUCCGGUCGCUGUUUCGAAUCCGCCGCCAGAAGAAGCUUCUUCGCCCGCGACAACAUGGACAAAUUCAUCCAAUUUUGUCGGAAACUUGGAGUUCACCAACACUUGCUUUUCGAAAGUGAAGACUUAGUUCUGCACGCGAAUCCGAGGAAUGUGUUACUUUGCCUGAUGGAGGUAGCCAGAAUAGCAUCACUUUACAAUGUCGAGCCACCGGGGCUGGUUCAGUUGGAGAGAGAAAUCGCCGAAGAGGAAUCACAACACGAUUCCGGACUCGGGAUGACGGCUUGGCACUACGACAGUAAAACACUCAGGCACAGCAGCUCGACGUCAGUUCUGGGCGGAGGUGGAGGUUGGGUGCAUCGCGGUGUGAGCCCAGAUCACUGCACCAUCGGAAAAAGCGAGAAAUUGCGACGAGCAACGAGCGAAACAGGACCCGCGCCGAUUCUCAGGGGCGCAAGUGACGGAAUCCCCAGUGACACGACCGAGGACGAGUGGUCGCGUGGUUCCGCAGAGGACCCUGAUUUCGACGAUGAACAAGUCGGCAUGAGUCUCUUAGAUAGAAAGGUCCAACAAGCCACAAAAGAAGUUCAAAGGCAUUGUCACUGCUUGGGUAGCAAAUGUGAUAAACUAAAAGUCAAUAAAGUUGGAGAGGGAAGGUAUUCCAUAGCUGGUCGAAAUGUCUUUAUCAGGCUGCUGAAAGAUACUCACAUGAUGGUGCGUGUCGGAGGUGGGUGGGAUACACUAGAGCAUUUCCUGAUGAGACACGACCCUUGCCAACAACUUUCGCGAUCUGUAAGUCGCACCAACUCUCCAGUACCGCGGCACUGCACUCCUAAGAAGUACCUGCGUAGUAGCUAACCGCACACUUUGUCAGUUUUCGUGAAAAAACACGAACCACAAGGAUCAGCAAAAGGAAAUCAUUUUGCCAAUAAAUGACGUUCCCUCAAUCAAACUUAAACGGACCUUGCCGAUCAUUUCUUAGAGGUACUUUGGCUGCCAGGUUCGAGAAUUGUAUUUUUGUAAAUAAUCUCUAUGUACAAUAUUUGUUACAUAAGCUACCCGAGGAGGGGAAAUAAUUUAAUGUUCCAUGCAGUCAAAAAACAUUUUACCGUACGUAUCUUGCAAGCGAUUUCAACGAUAAUGGUUGUGUGAAAUGUGUUCUUUACACUUCCUACUCCAGCAGAUUUCGAAAUUUGCAUCAAUAAGUAAUGAGAGCAAAUGUUAAAUUUUCUCGAUCUUGGAUCAUUUCGUCUCGGAGCUGUUACUUGCCGUCCAAAUGAAAGAGUAAUGCAUUCUAUCUAUUAGUAGAUAAUUUUAAAUUUUCAAAACAUUUAUUGAAUGGAACCUAUACGUUUACGAUACCGCAAUUUAUUUUUACAUGUUCUGCUUUUUCAGAGCUCAUCAUGAUUACUAUUUGACUUUAAUUUAAAAAAAAUAAUAAUAAUAUUAUUUAGUGAUAACACCCGAAGCUUCGAUCAAUUUUUCUGAAAUCACUAUUCGCCUCUAUAUUUUGAGUCACUUCAAAAAUGAACUCCAUCAGCAAUAAAUUUCUUUCAAACUGAGUACUUUCAGGAUAAUAGCGAUGGCUGACGUUGAAAAAUGCCCAACUACCUCAAAUUGUAACUCUGUAAAUCUCUGUUCACAUGAUUUUUUUAAAAGGAAAACCAACCAACAGUCUCUAUUCUAACUUUCAGUAACUUCCCCGCAUUCAUUUCAGGAAAAUCACGCAAGUUGGGGCGAAAUAUUAUGAUUAGUCCUCCCUUAAGAAAAUGAAACCUAAUCAAAGAUUCUUAAAAGUUGUAAUUGAGGUACCUAUCCCAGAGGUUAAGAAACUUCCUGAUCAGGCUAUCAUGAUCGCGAGAUCGGAAACGAAAAGAUGGAGGCCUGUGAACAUGGAAAAGGCCACCGCGCAGUAGCGUUAAAACCGCACUAUUCUUCAAAUAGCGCCAUAAAAUUCGCAAGUUUUUCAAAGGAAUUCGGUAAUUUUUCCGUGUAUUUCACGAAAUCAUGGUAAUUUUCAAGAAAGACCGGGGGGGGGAGGAUAUAGCUAUGAAGAUUUUGGGGGAAAGAAGAGAUUUUUAUUCAAUGAAAGCUCAGUUUAAAGAAUUGGAAAAUAAGAACUUUCUUUGUCCCCGAGGUACGCGCAUUUUUCACAUUGAGCCAUCACGCAAAGCGAAAGAAAUGGGAUAAAAAGGCUCAUGAAUCAUGUAUAACACUUCUGUUUAUUGCAAAAUGUAAAUUUUUCGGUGCAAAAUUUCAGUGGAUCAGCAAUCAGUAUUACUUCCUGCUAAAUUUUAGAGUCUCUGCGGGCCAGAGAUUCAAAUCUGGUGCUUUUAGUCAUUAAUCAAAUAAAUUAUCAGGAUUUCUUUUUUCCUUCUAUUUAUUCUGUAAAUGUGAAUACACAGGAGUGUCAAUGAUAAUUUACCUAUUUUUAACUUCUUAAAUCUCCCUUACCCUUGAUUAGACAAAGUUUUUCUCUUGAAAUGCUUUCGAAUUAAAAGCAGUCCUACUACGUACUUAUCUUUCUAACAGAUUUAGAUUAAGUGAUUAAGUAUGUAUUGUAGGUAUUUUAAUUUAAAAAAAUUUAUUUUCUCAUUAUUUUCACAUUUUUUUUUCACAUUUGAAUAUCAAAAAUUAAAAAGACGAGGUGGUAUACUUCCUAGAAGGAUUUACUAUUUAAAAUUUUAUGGAAGCCGUUUUCUGUUUCAUAGUUUAUGUGUGCUAAGUAGGUAUAUAUUUUUUUAAAUUUGGUUAACAAUUUUCAAACACUUUCCAAAUUUUUUUAAGGAGUCUCUCUGUUAAGUCCCUCAAAUGUGUGCUGUAGAAUUAUUUUUUUCUCACAGAAAAUGGAACAUUUUUUUUUCUUUUAAAUUGCCUUUGUUCAGAUUAUUAUUUUCACUUCUCACAGAAUUUGCAGCCAUUAUUUUUGUAGUUUUACUGCUAAGCAAAUCAAUACAGCCGUCCUAUCAUUCGACCGUGCUCUUUCCUUACUUUUCUGCUUCAAAUAUUUUGUUCAUUUCAUGUCUGUUCUAUCGUUGAAUUCAACGCUUGAUUACCCAAUUCGCAAAUUCAAAACUGAAAUGUAAGAUUUUGCAUCUUCAUAAAGAAAUUCACCAAUCGUGACCAUUGAUUGGGCAUCGCUGGAAACGAAAAAUAGAAAUUACUUUUGUGCCUUUUUCUUUUGCAGAUAAUUUUACUAAGUGUUGUGAUAUUAGUACCAUUACUAUGACCCAAUGCUUACCUAAAUUGAAAAAAAAAGAAAGGCUCUCGAACUGUUUGCAAAAUAUAUAAAAUUUGUUGUAAGUUGUCUGUUGAAUUUGUAAUUUUAAAAAUUUGUUUGUCGUUUCAAGUUUCAUAGUUACGAAUACAUCUGGGUGUCCGCCUAAAUAUUUUUCAGAUGUUCAUACUUUUAUUCUUUUUAAUCAUGUUAAUUUGUGAUUAUUAAUUUUUACUUAGAUGUUUAUUUGGACUGCGUCAGUUGAUAAACAAGAACCCUCUUUUCCCUGUAAAGUAGGCAUGUAAGAUUAUCCAAUUUCACCUCUGAAAAGAUCCAUUUGGGUAUCGAUUGUUAUAUCGGUAAACUGCACCAUGAUUUUAUCAUGAUAACCCUUGCAUACUCACCAAACUUUCUGCCUAAUGUAAUCGUAGAUAAUUUUACUAUGCCGUCUUAAAAUAUCCCCUAAUGUGUACGGCAUCCCUCACUUUAGCAUAAAAGUAAAACUUAGGGCAAUGCUAUGAUUCUAAACAUUAAUCUACUAAUAAUGCGAUGAACAAUUAGAGGUAAAAUUCACUGUGUCCUUUUCUCAAAUUUAUUUUUUGACCUAGUAUUAUGCAAAACUUAGUGUUUAAUUAUCAAAUAAAUGUUGAUUAUUAAUUUUAAAA